Camellia sinensis is the source of this 3914-nucleotide messenger RNA. RefSeq names its product MUTS homolog 7 (gene MSH7). Gene Ontology annotation, molecular function: ATP-dependent DNA damage sensor activity; mismatched DNA binding; ATP binding. The record is from RefSeq and is a predicted model, not a curated record. Lineage: Eukaryota; Viridiplantae; Streptophyta; Magnoliopsida; Ericales; Theaceae. Gene Ontology annotation, biological process: mismatch repair. Gene Ontology annotation, cellular component: MutSalpha complex; nucleus.
CGAGUCCUCCAAAAUCAAAUCGGUCCGUACAGUUUCGUCUUCGAGAGCCCUUCCAAAGUCCCCCCCCAAAAUGGCGCCAAACUCCUAAUCUUCUUCUCUCCAACACUUCUCUCUCAUCCUCACUUGAUCCUUCUCUCUCUCUCUCUCUCUCUGAGAAUGCAGCGCCAGAAGUCUAUACUGUCCUUCCUUCAGAGACCUUCGCCGGAAAACCAGAAAAACGGCGGAGACGCACUCGAAGGCCGGCGAGUCCCUCAUUUUCCGGCGAAGCAACACAACAAAAACACCGUAGUAGCCAAUCAAGCUACCGUUUCGUCAACAUUGGACUCCUCUGUUGAAAUCCGAGGAACUGACACUCCGCCGGAGAAGGUGCCACGUCAGAUUUUCCGGACGAGCUUCGCGGCAAAUGAAAACAGCGAGAGGCCUUCUCUGUUCUCCAGCAUUAAGCACAAGUUCGUGAGGGUCGAUGAUAAGGAAAAGUCCUGUGAUGCGUCUUUUGAAUUUCUAGGGAACCAAGUGAAUGGUGGUUCCAUCAAUGUUUGCCCAAUUACUAGUAAAUCAAGUAACUUGGAAGCAUUGCUUUGUGAAGUUGCUCCUUCUGAACAUGUUGGGAAGGGAAAUAUACACAAUUCUAAUGGAACAGAUCGUCGAGGGGAUAAUGGGUGUCCAUUGGUUAUAGAAGAUGAUGAUGAUGAUAUUCUUGGGCCAGAAACACCAGGUAUGCGGCCUCUUGUUCCGCGUUUGAAGCGAAUUCAAGAGGACAGUUGCAACUUUAAGGAUAGAAGUGAUUGCUCCUUGCUGGAUUCGAGCAAACGAAUUAAAAAAGAUUCAGAGGCCGGAAAUAGAAAUCUUGCACAGCUGUCUGAAACAACUAGUAAGUUUGAAUGGCUUGAUCCAUCUCGGAUCAGGGAUGCUAAUGGAAGAAGGCCCGGUGACACUCUAUAUGACAAGAGGACACUCUAUAUACCUCCCGAUGCUUUGAAAAAAAUGUCGGCAUCUCAAAAGCAGUAUUGGAAUGUUAAGUCUCAGUAUAUGGACGUAAUGAUUUUCUUCAAAGUGGGAAAAUUCUAUGAGCUCUAUGAACUAGAUGCUGAAAUUGGCCAUAAGGAGCUUGAUUGGAAAAUUACAAUGAGUGGUGUGGGAAAAUGUCGACAGGUUGGCAUCUCUGAGAGUGGGAUUGAUGAGGCUGUUCAGAAGUUGAUUGCUCGUGGGUACAAAGUUGGCCGAAUGGAGCAGUUGGAAACGUCUGAACAAGCAAGAGCCAGAGGUGCUGCAUCUGUGAUCCAAAGAAAAUUAGUUCACGUAUUCACACCAUCAACCUUAAUUGAUGAUAACAUUGGGCCUGAUUCUGUUCAUCUUCUCGCUAUAAAAGAGGGUAACUGUGAACUAGGCAGUGGUUCAACUACAUAUGGCUUUGCUUUUGUUGACUGUGCUGCUUUAAAAUUUUGGGUUGGUUCUAUUAGCGAUGACACUUCCUGUGCAGCAUUGGGGGCAUUGUUGAUGCAAGUGUCGCCUAAGGAAGUUAUAUAUGAAAGUCACGGGCUGUCCAGAGAAGCUCAAAAAGCACUCAAAAAGUACACAUUAACAGGAUCCACUGCAUCACAACUGACUCCAGUACAGCCAGCCAUUAAUUUGGUGAAUGCUUCUGAAGUUAGAAAUCUAAUUCAGUUGAAGGGAUACUUCAAAGGGUCUAGUAAUACAUGGGAUCAGACUUUUGAUGGUGUUAUGCACCAUGAUCUUGGAUUAUGUGCUCUUGGUGGACUUAUUAGUCAUCUAUCCAGGUUGAUGUUAGAUGAUGUUUUGCGUAAUGGAGAUAUUCGACCAUACCAAGUCUAUAAGGGUUGCCUUAGAAUGGAUGGGCAGACACUGGUUAAUCUUGAGAUUUUUGGUAAUAAUGCUGAUGGUGGUCCAUUAGGUACACUUAACAAUUAUCUUAAUAACUGUUUGACAUCAUCUGGUAAGCGGCUUUUAAAGAACUGGAUCUGUCAUCCUCUGAAAGAUGUAGAGCAAAUCAACUGUAGGCUUAAUGUUGUUGAGGAGCUAAUGGCACAUUCAGAAUUUAUGUUACUCAUUGCUCAAUAUCUUCGUAAGCUUCCAGACUUGGAAAGGUUGCUUGGACGGGUUAAGGCUAGCUUUCAGUCAUCUGCUUCACUUGUACUGCCUUUGAUUGGCAGAAAAGUUUUGAAGCAGCGAGUAAAAAAGUUUGGGGCUCUUGUUAAAGGCCUACGUGUUGGAAUGGAUUUGUUGUUACUUUUGCAGAAUGAGGGGCACAUGAUCUUAUCAUUAUCGAAAGUUCUAAAGCUUCCAUUGCUAAAUGGUAAUGAUGGGAUUGAUAAAUUCCUUGCUCAAUUUGAAGCAGCUAUAGAAAGUGACUUCCCCAACUACCAGGACCAUAAUGUGAUGGACUCAGAUGCUGAUAUACUCUCAAUUCUGAUUGAGUUGUUUAUGGAGAAAGUUGUUGAAUGGGCUCAAGUCUGCCAAGCCAUAGAUUGUAUUGAUGUACUAAGAUCUUUUGCAGUCACUGCAAGUUCUGCAUGUGGGGCUAUGUCGAAACCUGUCAUUUUACCUCUUUCUAAAUCCACUGGUUUAUGCCAAGUAACCAGAGGACCAAUUCUUAAAAUUAAAGGACUGUGGCAUCCUUAUGCCCUUGGAGAGAAUGGCGAACUACCCGUUCCGAAUGAUGUAUACCUCGGAGAGGAUACAGAUGGCCAUCACCCCCGAUCUUUACUAUUGACUGGACCAAAUAUGGGUGGAAAAUCCACCCUUUUACGUGCUACAUGUCUAGCUGUUAUACUGGCACAGCUGGGCUCUUAUGUGCCUUGUGAGAUGUGUGUUCUUUCCCUUGCGGAUAUCAUUUUCACGAGGCUUGGUUCCACUGACCGAAUCAUGACUGGCGAGAGUACUUUCUUCAUUGAGUGCACAGAAACAGCAUCAGUUCUUCAAAAUGCCACACAAGAUUCUCUGGUUCUUCUUGAUGAAUUAGGUCGAGGAACAAGCACCUUUGAUGGAUAUGCUAUCGCAUAUGCUGUAUUUCGUCAUCUUGUUGAGAAGGUCAACUGUCGGUUACUCUUUGCGACACAUUAUCACCCACUGACAAAGGAGUUUGCUCAUCAUCCACAUGUUAUACUACAACACAUGGCCUGCACUUUCAAGUCAAAAUCUGAGAACUCAUCUGAAGGAGUUGAGGAUUUAGUUUUCCUGUACCGGCUGACCUUUGGAGCAUGCCCAGAGAGCUAUGGAAUGCAAGUGGCACUCAUGGCCGGGAUCCCAAAACAGGUGGUUGAAGCUGCAUCAAGAGCUGGACAAGUGAUGAAAGAAUCGAUUGGGGAAAGUUUCAAGUCGAGUGAGCGGAGGUCUGAGUUUUCGACUCUACAUGAAGAGUGGUUGAAGACCCUCUUAGCUAUCUCAAAGACUGAAGAAGGCAAUUUUGAUGAUAAUGAUGCAUUUGACACAUUGUUUUGCUUGUGGCAUGAGGUGAAAAGCUCAUAUCAAAUGGGUAAAUAAGAGGACGAAGCCAAAUAGUCUGGAUUGUUGAAAUUUGGAGCAGUAUGACAAAAUCUUGACAUGGUUAAAGCUUGUUUCUCUUGUUGGAAGAGAAUGCAAUGGCUACACUAUUUUGCUCACUCUUGUAAAUGUUUAAUUUGGUUGUAUUAUAAAUUGGUAUGCUGAAACUCGAUCUCAACCACACUAUUCUCAACGCACCCUAAAUGACAUGAUUUAGUGGGAACUUGAUGUCAACCACACAAUCCUCAACACACUCUAAAUGACACGAUUUAGCGGGAAUUUUGAAACACAAUCAAACGGUUGAAAGUGUAUCGGAACAAAGGAGCUGAAUUCUGUGUAGUUAGGAGCAUGUGGUAAUGUAUAUUAGGGUUGGGCACGGCCGGUGACCCGCCCAUUCCAACUCGCAUUUUAAA